Molecule: messenger RNA, 1017 nt
Organism: Penicillium riverlandense
Lineage: Eukaryota; Fungi; Ascomycota; Eurotiomycetes; Eurotiales; Aspergillaceae
Exons: 1
Coding region: 1-1017 (338 amino acids)
Biological process (GO): canonical NF-kappaB signal transduction
Source: RefSeq, a predicted model, not a curated record
AUGGACGCCCCUCCGGCAGAGGGUGGGCCCCCGGAAAACGAGGCAAAAUCACCUUCGGACGCCCCGAACAAUACGCACGACGACUACAGCAAGCAUCGCGGCAGCAAAGGGCGCUUCCGGCUCAAGAGCAGCUCAUCCCGCCACCGCCGUCGGCACGGAACCGCAGACGAGAAAUCCCGACACGAAGACCACUACGAACGUCGGCGCCGCAGACACCGCCACAAACAACGCCGAGAAAGCAACGCCCCCGCCAAUGACCAUGGCGAACCCCCACUAUCGCCUCGAACGGCAUUCCGGGAAUCCCUCUUCGAUGCGAUGGGCGACGACGAAGGUGCCUCAUACUGGGAGGGCGUCUACGGGCAACCAAUCCACAACUACAGCGUUCCGCAGGUGCCCACGGGACCAGAGGGGGAACUGGAGCAAAUGACCGAGGAUGAAUACGCAGCAUAUGUCCGCGCGCGAAUGUGGGAGCGCACGCGGGAGGGGAUGGAAGAGGCCCAGGCCCAGGCGCGGGCAGAGCGCAUGAGACAGCGCAAGAACGAGGAGCAGGGCCGCACGGCUGAGCGGGAACGAGCGGAGUUCGAGCGCGCGAUGGAUGAGAGUCUUCGGCGGGGACGGGAGAGGAAGAGGAAGCGGACGUGGGAGGGUCUUUGGGGGAACUAUCUGAAGUCAUGGGAGGAGAUUGCUCGGGUCGUUGCGUCUGCAACGGGGUCUUCAUCUGCGGACGAGAAGAAGUCGGAGGAUGUGAAGCCUUUGCGGAAUCUACUGUUCUGGCCCGUUGAAUCUGGCAAGCGCAGGGAUGUGGCGCCUGCUUCGGUGGAGGAAUUUAUGCGCCAUGCACCUCCGCCACAGGAGGAUUUAUUGUCUGUUCUCAAGACGGAGCGUGUUCGCUGGCAUCCGGAUAAGAUCCAGCAUCGGUAUGGGGUUCUUGGCAUUGAUGAAGUUGUGAUGCGCAGCGUCACAGAGGUAUUCCAGAUCGUGGAUCGCAUGUGGAGCGAGGAGAGAGCGAAAGUGUGA